Fusarium verticillioides 7600 is the source of this 3981-nucleotide messenger RNA. RefSeq names its product F-box and WD-40 domain-containing protein MET30. Gene Ontology annotation, molecular function: protein binding. The transcript is spliced from 2 exons. Bases 1065 to 3323 code for a protein of 752 amino acids. The record is from RefSeq and is a predicted model, not a curated record. Lineage: Eukaryota; Fungi; Ascomycota; Sordariomycetes; Hypocreales; Nectriaceae.
CGAAUGCCAUCAACUUUGUAUCGCUCAGCAGAGCCGCCAUCUUGACUUACACCGACCGAGUGCCGUGUCUCAGCCCCACUUUUGUUAGAUCGGCCGCUGAUAACGCCAUUUCGGUCCCAAAUUUGAAAGAGGUUGUGAGAGAUGAUUGAACAGAAUCAACAAGCCCAGACGCCUCCAGGGCUCAACUCAAAUCAGUGCAGGAAAAGCUGACAGGGGGGUACAUGUUAUCUGGAAUGGAAAGAAGGAUGUGGUCGCACAAAAGGAUGAGAAGAGGGAGCUGAAAGAUAACAGAACGAUAGAGAGUGUUGGGGUGAUGGGGAUAGGGAACAACACUGAUAUGAGUUUGUUAGUUGCUAUCUAUCCGGAACUUCGAUUGGUCAACAAUCAAAAAUCGAGGUUGUACGGAGUAGUGAAAGACCCUCUUUCCCUGUCAUUCCCCCGCCAUUUGGCCAGACAAUUGGGACUUGGGACUUGGAUUGUUGGCUUGGCUUGGGUGUUAGUAUGUAAAAAAACGGGAAUUUCUGGCACGAGUCGGCUCAGCUUAAACGGAAAGGAGGGGGCCCUCCCCGACGACCCGAACCAUCUUUCUCUCAAGGUUGGCCAAACGUCACACUCGAUUGGGUCUCUUAACUUACACUCUUCACACCAACAAGACACUCGUUACCUUUACGUACUGUACUGUACAAUCAGCCAACUCGAAUCCUCUCGACAACCUUCGGAGACAAAACCACAAAUCACAUCCUGUCUCGCCUCCUUCCGCAAUCCAAUUAGCGCGCUCUGGAGCCAAGCACAAUCGGCAUAGGUAGUCUUGUCUUGUCUUGUCGUACCGCCUCUUGACCGGGGGUCUAAGCUCGUGCUGCCGUUGGUACAUAGCACGCCAUCCACCAGUCACUUUGCCUCAGAUCCCUUCUGCCACUCUUCCCCGGAUCAAGGCCAGCGAGUUACGAUAUCUCACCUUCUUAUCGCGCGACUCCAAUUUCCCACCCCCAGGCCCUUGCUUGCUUGUGUUUUACACUCUGGUACUUACAUACAUACUCCUGUGCCUCUGAGUCUGCGCCUGCGCCAUGGAAAGCCCCUCGCUCGUCAACGGCCAUCGGCCCUCCUCCGAUUCAUCUGUCGCAACCCCCGGUGCUUCAACUCUUCUUGGUUCUUCUAUACCUACCUCAUCUUCUGCUUCGCAUCCUACUCCAGAUACAAUAAGCAAUCAUACAAGUCGCCAUGCUUCUGCGCCGUCCACAGAACUUGACUCAUCCUCACCCCUUCCUCCUACAAACGGCCACUCUUUGAAAGUCUCCGACAUCGACUCCGAACACCUCGACGACAACUCUUCCCAACAACCCUCUAAAAACAAUUGCGACAGACACCGAUCCGAUCAAGAAAUCAACCCACGUCUCGUCAAGAUGCCUUCCGAAUUGGUCGGCAAGACCGUCAGCCCGUUCCUCAAGGAACAUAUUCCUGGCCUCUAUGCACCCUUUGGCAAGGCAAAGACAGCCAUGCCUCUAUCUCCCAGUCCCAACAACACCACUGCGAUUCGAAAGAGAGAUCCCAACAGCAAGUUUUGCUAUCGUCACCGACCCGACUCGAAAUGUCGACGCGCCGCCGACGAGACCAAGAUGGGUUUCAUCCAAACCGAACUCAACAGCCUUUCAUCCGCAGACCAAGAAGCCAUCACUCACGUAUGGUCUCUCUUUUCUGCUGCCCCAUCAAAACAUCGUGAGUUGAUGCUACAGGGCAUCAUCACACAAUGCUGCUUCCCUCAACUCUCUACUGUAUCACGCGAGGUACAAGAACAACUAAAGAUCGACUUCCUCGCCGCUCUUCCUACCGAACUCUCCUACAAGAUCCUAUCAUUUCUCGACACAGUUUCUCUCUGCAAGGCCGCUCAAGUCAGCCGCAGAUGGAGAAACCUCGCCGACGACGACGUGGUAUGGCACCGCAUGUGCGAGCAACACAUUGAUCGCAAAUGCACCAAGUGUGGUUGGGGUCUGCCUCUUCUCGAGAAGAAAAAAUUGAUGGCGUGGAGCCGCCAUCAACAAGUUCACCGACAACCGAAUGCCGCCGACGUGGUAGAGAUUGUCGACGAGGCUGAGACACAAUCGAGUGAUUCACGAAAACGACAAGCCGAAGACGAACACCAUCAUGAUGAUCGAGUUGCCAAACGCUCUCGUGUGAGCAACGGAGAAAAGUCAAGACAACAGCUCGAACAAGAACGCAAGUUUCGACCAUGGAAAGACGUCUAUCGCGACCGUUUCAAGGUGGGGUACAACUGGAAGACUGGUCGCUGCUCUAUCAAGACCUUCAAAGGCCACGAGAAUGGCGUUACUUGUCUCCAGUUUGACGACAACAUCCUUGCGACAGGUUCCUAUGAUACGACCAUCAAGAUUUGGAACAUCGAGACUGGAGAAGUUAUGCGCACGCUUCGGGGACACACUUCGGCAGUUCGCACUCUUCAGUUUGACGACUCCAAGUUGAUCAGUGGCAGCUUUGACAAGACCAUCAAGAUUUGGAACUGGCAAACAGGAGAGUGUUUGAACACACUCCAAUGCCAUACCGAGGGUGUGUUGUCAGUCCACUACGACGGUUGUACUCUGGCAUCUGGCUCCAUCGACAAGACCGUCAAGGUGUUCAGCUUUGAUACCAAGCAGACAUUCUGUCUUCGAGGUCAUACUGACUGGGUCAACCACGUGCGAAUUGACUCGCCCUCACGUGUCAUCUUUUCGGCCUCGGAUGAUCUCUCGGUCAAGCUUUGGGACAUCGACUCAAAGCAGUGUAUUAAGACAUUCCUUGGCCAUGUUGGCCAGGUCCAGCAAGUUCUCCUGAUGCCUGCCGACUUUGAGCCUGAUGAGGUGCCUCAACUGGAUAACACAGAUACUGCAUCCGUAUCCAGUGGCAGAAGUAACAGCCCCCCUGCAGCGGCUGCCGAGCAGCCUGUCGAUGCUCGGGCGGCUUAUGGCUCGGGUUUCACAUCCGACCCCGACCGUCCGCUACCCCCACGCUACAUGCUCACUGGUGGACUGGACAACACGGUCCGCUUGUGGGACACUACCACUGGCAAGUGCAUCCGCAGCAUGUUUGGUCAUGUUGAGGGCAUCUGGGGCCUUGUUGGUGACACUCUUCGUGUGGUCACAGGGGCUAAUGACUCCAUGACCAAGAUCUGGGAACCUCGCUCUGGAAAGUGUGAGCGGAGCUUCACUGGCCAUGCCGGCCCAGUCACCUGUGUUGGUCUGAGUGACAGCCGCAUGGCAAGUGGCAGUGAAGAUGGCGAGGUGCGGUUGUACAGCUUUGAGGGAGAACGUGUCGAAGAGCGCGGCACUCCUUCUUAAGCACCAUCUACAACGAGACUUCGUCACUAAAUGACUGCCUUUGUGAAAUAUUCAUGACAUUCCAAGAUACCAAACAGCGUCUUACGCGAAAAGCCACAUGUUGGCUCAACUCGUUUUCUAUCUUCUUUUUUCUGACCAAGUCUGGUCUUCAACAAUAUCAAAGGGCAGCGGGAGUAUUUACAACGCGACGGGCAGUCGCUUUUUACGGGAAUUGGGGUGCAUUUAUAGGGUUUUGGGGGGAAACGGAUAAGUCCUCAGGUUACUGUACUGAGUCAACGGUCAAAAGUCCCUGGGAGUUCUAGGUUUGGGAUUGGUAUAACACGGCGCUUGAAUGGCGAAUUCUUUCACAAGAAGUAUGAUGAAGGCAUCAACAAUGAGUUUGGCAGGGGAUGAGUUAUAUAGGCUAGUGAUGAGCUUAACCUCCAGACUAGAAUGAAGUGGAAAAUCAUUGAUCAAAGUCUGUCUUCUUGUAAAGUGACUUAGUGAGAUUGGUCUCCUUGUGGUAAAGUAGUUUGCUGGAGCUCUAAUGGCUUAUGCUGCCUCAUCACCAUCAACCCCUGGUUUCUGAUUCACGUAUACAAAACCACUAAAUAUCUAACUGCAUCUUUGCAAUUAAUAACAUUGAGCGCAGUAUUAUACAAUUCUCAUAAUUUCACUU